AUGCUGGUAUGGCCACUGGAUUCAAAGAUAGGCGCGGUACACAUCACAUACGGAGAUUUUAAGCGUUUGGAGCCGCAAGAAUUCCUCAACGAUACGCUCAUUGAGUUCGGACUCAAGUUUUGGUUCAACCAGUUCAGUGAUCAGAACCCGCAGGCAGCACGACAAGUUCAUAUGUUCAACACCUUUUUCUACAAGAAGAUUAGUGUGAAGGAGUGCGCGUGCCCCUGCCGGUUCGCCAAACCUCACUAA
This is a messenger RNA of Dacryopinax primogenitus, 249 nucleotides long. RefSeq lists its product as uncharacterized. NCBI's taxonomy places the organism in Eukaryota, Fungi, Basidiomycota, Dacrymycetes, Dacrymycetales, Dacrymycetaceae. The transcript is spliced from 2 exons. The record is from RefSeq and is a predicted model, not a curated record. Gene Ontology annotation, biological process: protein desumoylation. The coding region runs from base 1 to 249 and encodes 82 amino acids. Gene Ontology annotation, molecular function: SUMO-specific endopeptidase activity. Gene Ontology annotation, cellular component: nucleus; cytoplasm.